Messenger RNA from Astyanax mexicanus (Mexican tetra), 1773 nucleotides. RefSeq names its product immunoglobulin gamma-1 heavy chain-like. NCBI's taxonomy places the organism in Eukaryota, Metazoa, Chordata, Actinopteri, Characiformes, Acestrorhamphidae. Gene Ontology annotation, cellular component: external side of plasma membrane; blood microparticle; immunoglobulin complex, circulating. The transcript has 10 exons. Gene Ontology annotation, molecular function: antigen binding; immunoglobulin receptor binding. Gene Ontology annotation, biological process: innate immune response; phagocytosis, recognition; phagocytosis, engulfment. The record is from RefSeq and is a predicted model, not a curated record. The coding region runs from base 1 to 1773 and encodes 590 amino acids.
AUGAAAAACACACUCUGCUUAUUACUGAUACUGCUCACCUUCAGCAGUGUAAAAUGCCAGACUCUUGAGUCCAUUCCCUCUAAUUCUGUUCUAAAACAACCUGGAGAAACUCUGAGUCUCUCCUGUAGAGGAUCUGGAUUUAACUUUGGGAGCUAUGGCAUGCACUGGAUCAGACAGCAGACUGGGAAAGCACUGGAGCACAUUGGAGCAAUCUGGUAUGAUGCCAGUCGAACUGUAUAUGACAAACCUGUCGAGGGACGUAUGGAAAUUACCAGAGAAAACUCCAAUAAUGUGGUGUAUCUGAAGCUGACUGGUUUAACUGAUCAGGAUUCAGCUGUGUAUUACUGUGUCCAGAGGGUGCAAAGGUGCUACUUUGACUACUGGGGAAAAGGAACUCAAGUGACUGUUUCAUCAGAGUCUCAGACUAAGCCCUCAGUUCCCUUCAUUGUAUCCCAGUGCGGACCUUCAACAGACGGGCUUCUGACAUUCGGCUGCGUCACUAGUGGUUUCUUUCCUUCUGAAUCGCUGGAGAUCGAGUGGACUCUUGGUUACGGCAAUGUACAUAAUAAGGUGCAUUUCCCGGCUGUGAAGUUGCAAAGUAAUUCGUUCACAGCGGUGAGCCAGGUGCAGAUCAGUGCCACAGACUGGACUAAGAACUCCCUGACCUGCACUGUGAAGCAUCCUGCCGGCUCAGCAACAGCAACAGUGAAGGGGGACUCUCCACCAGUCAUCCACGUGGGUGAAGUUGGUCAAUCUAUUAUGUGUGUAAUUGAGGACUUCUCCCCCAAAAAGCUCAGCGUUAAGUGGAAAGAAGACAACCGGGAAGUCAAAGGCAUUGACUGGGAAACUAUUAAAAGUCCUACAGGCGCUUUCAAAGCUGUCAGUUUGCUUCAAACCAACCAAACAAGCAUGGACACCAAAUACACCUGUGAAGUCACACAUGCAGGUUCCCUAUAUAAAGAGCAACUAUCAUCUAAAGCUAAGUUCUCUCUAAAGAUCAACCCACCAUCAGUAAAGGAUCUUUUUGUACAGAAUAAAGCAAUAAUCACCUGUGUCAUAACUGGUGAUAAUAAAAAAGAAGUAGAAGCAGCAAACGUGUCGUGGACAUUUGGAGGACAACCACGCACAAGUACUGCAACAGAUAAUGUUAAAGAGACGACACCACCAUUUACUAAAACCAGUACAUUAUCCCUCAGUGAAUCUGAAUGGUUUUCAGAGAAAGAAGUAAAGUGCUCUACUGAAAGAGAUAAAACACCAUUCUCAGAGAAAAUUAAAGUGAAGAAAGGAGGUGAACGCCCUUCUGUUCUCUUCUACAAACCUGAGAAUGAUGUCAGAGACACUGAUAAAGUCUCUCUGUUGUGUGAGGUCAGCAGUUCUGAUCUGGGGGAUGUGUACAUCAUGUGGCAAAAGAAUAAGGAUCCAUACAUGGAAGACAAAAGCAAAGUUUACAUCAACAACAAUACUGUCCUCAGCUACUUAACUGUGUCUGGAAAGGAAUACAACAAUAAGAACAAUAAGUUCACUUGUGCCGCCAAGGAUGCCAACAUGGAGAAUGACACCAACCCGAGGAAAAACUCAACAUCCAAAAGAGAGAUUCCAGCACCAGAUCCAGGAUUGUAUAUAAACUGUGAUAAAGACUCUUCAGGGGAAGAUGAUUACAACAGUUUGUGGUCCACCGCCUCGUCCUUCAUCUUCCUCUUCCUCUUCACCAUCGUCUACAGCACUGUCCUCAGCCUCUCCAAGGUUAGAAAAUAUAAAAUAAUGAAGAAGUGA